Microbotryum saponariae is the source of this 1918-nucleotide messenger RNA. The record is from the annotation of a GenBank genome assembly. Lineage: Eukaryota; Fungi; Basidiomycota; Microbotryomycetes; Microbotryales; Microbotryaceae.
AUGACACGACGAAGGCUUACCCAACACCGUGCGGAGAGGACGUCGACGGAUCCGAUAUCGCAUCCCAAUCCGCACCGUUUGAACACCGCCGGCCCUCCCACGAGGGCGAUCGUUGCCGCCCUGAUUCUAUGCGCAGCCCAAGCCCAAGGAGCAGCUUCGACUUCCUACUUGAAUGGUUUGACGCAUUUUGGGCAAUAGUGAGCCCCUUUCGAGGUAACUUAACUCGGUGAUGGAUGGAAGUCUGAAUUUUCCCCUUUCACAUUUUGAUCGUCCCCCAGCUCGCCAUAUCAACCGAGCGCAACAUACGGUUCGGGCUCCCCUGAGUGGGUGGGUAAGAUCCUCCAGGUAAGAUUGGUGAUCCCGCAGCCGCUUCUCCAUAGUUGCACAGAGUCUGAAGACUUCGAUGAUGCGUGUACAGGUCAAUAUACUGCAAAGCAAUGGAGCGAGCGACCCCACUUCGAAAUUAUCGGCAGCGAUGCAGGCCUCGGUCAGAAAAGUCGCUGGUCGACCCAAGUACAGUCUAAAGGAGAUGGAGUUCCUGUCCAACUACACCUAUACUCUCGGCAGUGAGGGAGCUUUGAUGCCGUAUGGAAGGGCCGAGUGAGUCUUGCUGGCCCUAGUAAGAGUGGGACGCAGUAACACUGACCACUCGCCGAUUGUGUAAUUGGCCUCGGAUCGUGAAGAUCUUAUGCUGCUGGUGUCUUGGCCUCGACUAGGUACGGCUGCAAGAAGGACGACGACUGCGAACCCUUUAUUCGAUCUUCGGUGAGUUUAAACGUCGGCUUUUCAUCCUAAAUGGCUCCGUACGGUCACUCAGACUUAUAUUGUUUCACCUUAGGCAUCAGCCAGGGUCAAAGAAUCGUCAGAACAGUGGUUGAAGGGUUUCAUGAGUGAGGCUGGGUAUGGUGUCUCGGGUUCGGUCACGUUCCCCGAAACCAAAGGCAGCAACAAUACGUUGUUUGACAACUGCCCCAAUCUCGUCAGCUCCCUCCCUUCGGCGCAGGAAGAAUGGAGAGCCGUGUGGACGCCUGCUAUCAUUGAGAGGCUACAGAGGGACGAGGACUUUGGACUCGAUAGUCUUGUGAGAUGUUCAAACCAGCUAGUCUUCAGUGAUGGAUCCCGGGAUUUGCUCACAAUAUUUUGUUUUGCGCAGGAUAUCGUCCACUUCUCUUACAUGUGCGCUUUCGAGUCCCUCGCGAUCAACGCCACUUCUCCCUUCUGCGGAUUGUUCCGCCGAUCAGAGCUGCAGUACAUCGAAUACGAUGCCGACCUGGACAAGUACUACGAGCACUCGUACGGUGCCCGACUCGCUCGAUCGCAAGCCGUGGGCUAUCUCAGCGAGGUGUUGGCGCGCCUGGAAAACGAUCGGGACGAUGUCAACGCAGACCGGACUCAAGUCAACCACACCGUCGACUCGAAUCCGAAAACGUUCCCGCUCCGAGCCAAGUUCAUGCACGCCGACUUCACCCACGACGAUCAGCUGCUCGCGGUCCUCACACUAUUGGGCUUUUUCCAGGAUUCGGCAUUGAGUACGACACUGCCAUGCCCGAUGCGCACGUUUGUCGCGAGCAAGAUGGUGCCCUUCGCGGGGAGAUUGGUGAUUGAGCAAGUUCAUUCGCCUAUCUGGGAACACAUGUCUUGGCUCCGGCAUGACACCGUAAGGAUCCUGGUGAAUGAUAAGCGAAUGGAUCUCAGUAAACUGUGCACCAAAGUCAGUAAUCCUCCGCCUCAUCGUCAAGGAUUGAAGCGCGUGGUAGACCGAUCGCUGACUCGCUUUCUUGUCUUGCGUACGGUAUAGGAUGCGCUCACGUACGGAGGAACGGUGUGCGAGUAUCGGCGUUUUGCGGCGACUUUGAAGAAGAUCAUAGAGACGGCAACCAAGGAGUUUGAAGGUUGUGGAUUCGUACCCGCGAAUUAG